CAUACAAACCCAGGACUCAGCUUUCAUUAGAUUCAAGCAAUCGGAGUUCGGGAAAAACAACAAACGUCGUCGGAGUGUGGAGGUAACGAUGGCAGCGAUAACGAGCGCAGCGAUUGCAGUGGUGGCGGUGAUUCUGGGUUGGAUCACCAUUGAGAUCGCGUGUAAGCCAUGCCUUGAACAGGGUCGUCAAGCCAUUGACCGAAACCUCAAUCCUGAUUACGAUCCCGACGACGACGACAUUCGCGCUCCACUCAACAACCCCACUCCCGCCUCCGCCCCAGCCGCAGCCUCCGAUCCUUCCUCCGCCGUCAAACCCGUUUGAAUUCGUAUGUGUAUGUAUGCUCUUUUUUACUCUGGUUGUUUCUCUGAGAUCGAAGUAGUAUAUAUGGGAUCUUCCUAACUUGAGUGUGGAGAGAAAGAUGUCAAUUCUGUAAGAAAUUGAAACUACCCAUAUGCUAUGGGUUACUUUGUUUAUAUAUCUACAGUUGAUUUGAUUUUCAUCAUUCAAAAAAUUGAAUUGAAGUUCCCAGUA
Molecule: messenger RNA, 532 nt
Organism: Lotus japonicus
Lineage: Eukaryota; Viridiplantae; Streptophyta; Magnoliopsida; Fabales; Fabaceae
Product: outer envelope membrane protein 7
Exons: 1
Coding region: 89-322 (77 amino acids)
Source: RefSeq, a predicted model, not a curated record